AUGAUUCCAUUGAAUCAAAACGACCCCACGGGAGCAACUAAAAUCAUCGACACCGAGUUUUAUCAGUCGGCCCUUGAAGACGCGAAAAAGACAAAAGAGAAAGACAAAGAUGAAACAAAACAAUUUGGGGAUCCGGUGAUCUCCGUCACUAAUAUAGAGAAGAAAUAUGAUAUUGAAGGACGUGAAGAAGGGGUUUACGCUGUCCGCGGAAUCACUAUGAAUGAAACAAGUGAAAUUCUUCCCAUUCGAAAAGGGGAGUUUGUGAUGCUUCGAGGACCGAGCGGUGGAGGAAAGACAACGUGCUUGAAUAUGAUAGGGAUGAUCGACAAACCGACAGGUGGGACUUUAACGUUGUUUGGCAAAGAAAUUAAUGAGAAAACGGCGGAGAGUAAAUUAGCGCGCCUCCGUCUUGAGAAAAUCGGCUUUGUCUUCCAGACGUACAACCUUCUGGCUACUAUGUCUGCGUAUGAAAAUGUCGAGUUACCGAUGCGAAUAUUAGGCAAAUUGAAGAAACAAGAAAGACACGACAGAACAAUAAAACUCCUUGAAAUGGUCGGAUUACAAGAUCGAAUGAAUCACUUGCCCUCCGAACUGUCUGGUGGUGAACAACAGCGAGUGACCAUAGCAAGAGCACUUUGCAACGAGCCGGAAUUACUUCUGAUGGACGAACCAACGGGGGACUUAGAUACAAAAAACACCAUUGAAGUGAUGGACCUUGUCUUAGACUUGAAUUUGGAAAUGAAGACUACUAUCCUGAUGGUCACACACAACGCUGAUAUCGAGUGUUACGCAGACAGAAUUAUUUAUAUCCAAGACGGUCGGAUCAUCAAGCAAGUCUUCAACAAAAAGCAGACCAGACUCGACUACAAUGCGUUCAUGAAGUUCAUAGCAAAACGGGAGAACCAGAAUUGA
This is a messenger RNA of Entamoeba invadens IP1, 912 nucleotides long. RefSeq names its product ABC transporter, putative. Bases 1 to 912 code for a protein of 303 amino acids. Gene Ontology annotation, molecular function: ATP binding; ATP hydrolysis activity; transmembrane transporter activity. Lineage: Eukaryota; Evosea; Mastigamoebida; Endamoebidae. Gene Ontology annotation, biological process: transmembrane transport. The transcript has a single exon. Gene Ontology annotation, cellular component: plasma membrane. The record is from RefSeq and is a predicted model, not a curated record.